Aedes albopictus (Asian tiger mosquito) is the source of this 2135-nucleotide messenger RNA. RefSeq names its product opsin-1-like. Bases 966 to 2117 code for a protein of 383 amino acids. The record is from RefSeq and is a predicted model, not a curated record. Gene Ontology annotation, biological process: phototransduction; visual perception; G protein-coupled receptor signaling pathway. The transcript is spliced from 2 exons. NCBI's taxonomy places the organism in Eukaryota, Metazoa, Arthropoda, Insecta, Diptera, Culicidae. Gene Ontology annotation, molecular function: G protein-coupled photoreceptor activity. Gene Ontology annotation, cellular component: plasma membrane.
AGCGAGUUAGGAGUGACCAGUGAUAAGUGAUUAGUGAAGAGAGAGAAGUGAGGGGUAUCAAAUGGGUAGUGUGGAGUGAGAAGUCAAUAGUAAGGAGUGAGCAGUAAAAAGUGAAAAACGGGGAGUGGAAAUAAAGAAGGAAUGAACAGCGUUAAUUGAGAAGUAUGUAGUAAGUGAGGAGUUUGAUGAGUUCAGGAGUGGGAAGUGGGGAAAAAGUGAGAUAUUAAUAGCAUGAGUUAGUAUGAAAAACUAAAGAGCGUGGAGUGUGUAUGAGUUAGGAGUGUUUAUCAGUGAGGAGUGAGAAGUGAGUGGUAAGCAGUAAGGAAUGAGCCCGUUCCAAAAAUACCCAUUUUGUUUGGGAUUUCAAGAAUUAAAAACUUACGCGUUCCUCUAAAUUCAGUGACGAAUGUCAAUUCACUCGUUAUCCUGAUGAACGAGAGAAAAAAUAGUGUUGAUGUUCAAAUCGCGUUUUCUCAUGGGACAACUAUGCUGCAUGCAUUGGUUAUCGUAAAAAAAUCAAUAAUUCCUUCUUAGUAGCUGGUCACUAAUCACCAACCAUGGAAAGCGGAUUAGCUAUCAGACUAGAAAACUCACAUGUUUUCUACCCCACCGGAGUUAAAGCUAAACAUUUUCAGCCUUGGGUUUCAGCAGAUCAAUAGUUGUGUUCCAUGGAUACCAUUUCUCGUCAUAUUCCUACGUUCAUUUACUUGGAAUCAUUAGUAUCGAUGAGCUGAUACGCAACAAAUGGAGCGUUUAAUAUUUUUGGCCAGUAUAUUUACACGCUUAAAAUUGGAUUAGGAUCUGGCACCCUAGAGCAAAAUCGGCAUAAAAAUGGUCAGUUGCUCCACAAACUCUGCAAGUUCGGCACAGGACAUGCCGGGAUCAACACGCAAUCGAAAAGCGCCUCGGAGAUUGUAACCUAAGUACAAAGUGACUAGUGAACAUUUGCUGAGCGAGCACUUGCGAUGGCGGCGGCUUACUACGGUCCACCCGCGAACCUGUGGGGUCAUGGAGUGACAAACCUCACCGUUGUCGAUAAGGUUCCACCGGAGAUCAUGCACCUGGUCGAUCCUCAUUGGUAUCAGUUUCCACCGCUGAACCCGCUGUGGCACUCGAUCAUCGGAUUUGCCAUCUUCGUACUGGGAAUGAUUUCCACCAUCGGAAACGGGUUUGUGAUCUACAUCUUCUCCACGGAGAAGUCGCUGCGAACGCCGUCGAAUCUGUUCGUGGUCAACCUGGCUGUGUCGGACUUCCUGAUGAUGGCCACGAAUGCGACCACCAUGGUGUACAACUGUUGGUUCGAAACGUGGUCUCUGGGACUGUUGAUGUGCGAUCUGUACGCUUUUACCGGGUCGUUGUUCGGAUGCUGCUCGAUCUGGAGUAUGACCAUGAUCGCCAUGGAUCGGUACAACGUCAUCGUGAAGGGUUUGUCCGGUAAGCCGCUUACGAAUGCUGGGGCAAAUGUAAGGAUUGCGAUCUGCUGGACGAUUGGGAUUGUUUGGGGCAGUAUGCCGAUGUUGGGCUGGAAUCGGUAUGUGCCGGAAGGGAAUAUGACCGCUUGCGGAACGGAUUACCUUACGGACGAUUGGCUCAGCAAGUCGUAUAUCCUGUGUUACUCGUUUUGUGUGUAUUACGUUCCACUGUUCACCAUCAUCUACUGCUACGUUUACAUUGUUAAGGCUGUCACUGUACACGAGCGCACCAUGCGAGAGCAGGCGAAACGUAUGAACAUCCAAUCGCUUCGUCAAGGAGACGACGGUAAGGCCGCUGAAAUGAAACUGGCCAAAAUAGCACUGGUCACCAUUUCGCUAUGGUUCCUAGCCUGGACCCCGUACACUAUCAUCAACUACACGGGCGUGUUCAAAAUCGCAAACCUUACGCCCCUGGGCACCAUCUGGGGCUCGGUGUUCGCCAAGUGUAGUUCCGUGUACAAUCCGAUCGUGUACGGCAUCAGCCAUCCAAAGUAUCGGGCGGCGCUGGUCCGACGGUUCCCAGCGUUGGGAUGUAGCGAUGAUGCCACGACGGCCGGUGGUGGCGAUGAGAAGUCGAUGGCUUCGGGGGUGUCGGCAGUUAGUGGUGGGAUGGCGGAUGCGCCGACUGCAACAACGACCGCUUGAAAAGGGGUAAAGAAUGGA